This is a messenger RNA of Penicillium alfredii, 726 nucleotides long. Its product is annotated as peroxiredoxin-like family protein. The record is from RefSeq and is a predicted model, not a curated record. Lineage: Eukaryota; Fungi; Ascomycota; Eurotiomycetes; Eurotiales; Aspergillaceae. The transcript has 2 exons. Bases 1 to 726 code for a protein of 241 amino acids.
AUGGCUGAAACAGCGACCCCAACCUACCCAAGUGAAGACCCCACGUCGACCAACGCUCCAUCAGGGGCAGCCAACCUCGGGGAUGCGCACGCCACAGCAACCGACGCGCUGCCGUUGCCAGAAACACAGCGCAAAGUCGCAGACCACACGGUUUUAGACCGCCAUGGCAAAGAGCAUCUGUUCAAGAGUCUCUACAGCGGAGAUGCCGCUCGCGUGUUGGUUAUCUUCGUGCGGCACUUCUUUUGCGGGAGCUGCCAGGACUUCCUCUCCAAUCUAUCUCAGUCCAUCAAACCAGACGAUCUAUCGCGUCUACCAACCAGCACCUCCAUCGUCAUCGUGGGCUGCGGCGACCCAGCCCUGAUAGACAUGUAUGCCACCGACACGGGGUGUCCAUUCCCAAUGUACUCGGAUCCGACGCGCAAACUGUACGACGAGCUGGGGAUGACGCGGUCGCUGGCCCAGGGUUCGCGGCCCACGUAUAUUCGCAGGAGCUUCGUGUCGAUCGUGGGCCAGUCGAUCAUGCAAGCGCUGAGACAAAUCCCCAAUGGUUUGGCGACCAAGGGAGGUCCUUCCAACCAGAUUGGGGGCGAGUUUCUUUUUGAAGUGCGUGGGGAGGGUGGGGAGGGUGGUGAGAGGGGGAUUACUUGGUGUCAUCGCAUGGAGAACACGCGCGAUCACACUGAGGUAGCGGAUUUGGCGCGUCUGCUUGAGCUUCGUGGGGAUUAG